AGUGCUGGCGCGGACUUGGCGCCGGACGGACGUCUCUCUCCUGCGCCUCUCGCGCCCACAGGCGUGACACGUGACCGGCGCUCCUCGCGGGAGGGGGUGAGGAGAGGAGGGGGGGAAGGAGAAACAGACCGACGGGACAUACAAUGACAGCGGAUACCUGGUGUUCGACGAGGUGAAUUUUGCCCCGUUCGACUGGGUCGGGCGCUCUCCGCUUCGCGCAAGGGGCAGGGGUGUUGGGGGAGGGGAGGGGAGGUGGGCCGCGUGCCGAGUGUCAGGGGAUGUGACCCGCACGUGCUAGUGUGUCCGUGUGCCAAACGCCGGAUGUCCGGCCGUCCCCGAGUCGAGACAUGGAGAUCUCCUGCGUCGUGGCGCUCUCCCUGCUGUUCAUCCCCGGGGCGCUGCUGCUGCCGCCUGUCAUCAGGAUAGGCGCCAUCUUCACGGAGGACCAGAAGGACAGCAGCACGGAGCUGGCCUUCAAGUACGCCGUGUACCGCGUCAACAAGGACAAGCACCUGCUGCCCAACACGACGCUGGUGUACGACAUCCAGUACGUGCCGCGGGACGACAGCUUCCGCGCCUCCAAGAAAGCGUGCCGCCAGAUGGAGUUCGGCGUGCAGGCCAUGUUCGGGCCGUCGGACCCGCUGCUCGGCGCGCACGUGCAGUCCAUCUGCGAGGCGCUGGACGUGCCGCACGUGGAGGCGCGCGUGGACUUCGAGCCCGCCUUCAAGGAGUUCUCCAUCAACCUGCACCCCUCGCAGGAGCACAUCAACCGCGCCUUCAAGGACGUCAUGGGCUUCCUCAACUGGACCAAGGUGGCCAUCAUCUACGAGGAGGACUACGGACUGUUCAAGCUGCAGGACCUGGUGAAGCUGCCUCCCGCCGUGCGCAUGGACCUGUACAUCCGCCAGUCCAGUCCCGCCACGUACCGCCAGGUGCUGCGCGAGGUGCGCCAGAAGGACAUCUUCAAGCUCAUCGUGGACACCAACCCGCGCCACAUCCCGCAGUUCUUCCGGGCGAUAUUGCAGCUUCAGAUGAACGACUACAGAUAUCACUACAUGUUCACAACUUUCGACAUCGAGACGUUCGACCUGGAGGACUUCAAGUACAACUCGGUGAACAUGACGGCGUUCCGGCUGGUGGACGUGGACAGCCGCAAGGUGGCGGAUGCGCUGGAGCAGAUGGAGAAGUUCCAGCCCAUCGGCAGCGCCAUCCUCAACCGCAGCGGCGUCAUACAGGCGGAGCCGGCGCUGCUGUACGACUCGGUGUACGUGUUCGCGAGCGGGCUGGCCGCGCUGGACCGCAGCCACGUGCUGCGGCCCGCCAACCUGUCGUGCGGCCUGGAGAAGCCGUGGGACGACGGCCUCAGCCUCUACAACUACAUCAACUCCGCCACGCUGCACGGGCUGACGGGCCGCCUGCAGUUCAGCGAGGGCAAGCGCAGCAACUUCAAGCUGGACCUGCUGAAGCUGAAGAGGGAGUCCUUGCAGAAGGUGGGGCACUGGACGCCCGGGCGCGGCAUCAACAUCACCGACCCCGCCGCCUUCUACGAGACCAGCUCCACCAACAUCACUCUGGUGGUCAUGACCAGGGAGGAGAAGCCCUACGUGAUGGUGAAGGAGGACCGCAACCUGUCGGGCAACGCGCGCUACGAGGGCUUCUGCAUCGACCUGCUCAAGUGGAUCGCCGGCCAGGUGGGCUUCCACUACGUCAUCCGGCUGGUCCCCGACCACAUGUACGGCGUCUACGACCCGGAGACGCGCGAGUGGAACGGCAUCGUGCGCGAGCUCAUGGACAAGAGAGCAGACCUCGCUGUAGCUUCGAUGACCAUCAACUACGCCAGGGAGAGUGUCAUAGACUUCACAAAGCCCUUCAUGAACCUUGGGAUAGGGAUACUGUUCAAGGUGCCCACCAGCCAGCCCACGCGCCUCUUCUCCUUCAUGAACCCGCUGGCGGCGGAGAUCUGGGUGUACGUGCUGGCCGCCUACCUGCUGGUCAGCUUCACGCUGUUCGUGAUGGCGCGCUUCUCGCCCUACGAGUGGCACAAUCCGCACCCCUGCCUCGCCGAGUCGGACGUGGUGGAGAACCAGUUCUCCGUGUCCAACAGCUUCUGGUUCAUCACGGGCACCUUCCUGCGCCAGGGCUCGGGGCUUAACCCCAAGAGGUUCGCUGGUUGUCGGUCCAAGGUCUCGGAAAGCAUGCCGAGCCGGCUGUUCUCGUUCCUGAACCCGCUGGCGGCCGAGAUCUGGCUGUACAUGCUGGGCGCCUACCUGCUGGUGUCGCUCACCAUCUGGGUGGUGGCGCGCUUCUCGCCCUACGAGUGGUGUCCCCCCGGGCCCUGCCCCUCGGACCCCCUGGACCAGCCGGGGGCGGCGCUGCUCGUCGUCGAGAACGACUUCACGCUCGCCAACAGCUUCUGGUUCACCAUCGGCACGCUCAUGCAGCAGGGCUCCGACCUCAACCCCAAGGCGACGUCGACGCGCAUCGUGGGCGGCAUCUGGUGGUUCUUCACGCUCAUCAUCAUCUCGUCGUACACGGCCAACCUGGCCGCCUUCCUCACCGUCGAGCGCAUGAUCACGCCCAUCGAGAACGCGGCCGACCUGGCCGAGCAGACGGACAUCUCGUACGGCACGCUGGAGGGCGGCUCCACCAUGACCUUCUUCCGGGACUCGAAGAUCGGCAUCUACCAGAAGAUGUGGCGCUACAUGGAGAGCAAGAAGCCGUCCGUGUUCGUGUCCACGUACGAGGAGGGGGUGAAGCGGGUGCUGGAGGGAAACUACGCCUUCCUCAUGGAGUCCACGAUGCUGGACUACGAGGUGCAGCGCGACUGCAACCUCACGCAGAUCGGCGGCCUGCUGGACUCCAAGGGCUACGGCAUCGCCACGCCCAAAGGGUCGCCGUGGCGGGACAAGAUCUCGCUGGCCAUCCUGGAGCUGCAGGAGAAGGGCGUCAUCCAGAUCCUGUACGACAAGUGGUGGAAGAACACCGGCGACGUGUGCAACCGCGACGACAAGAGCAAGGAGUCCAAGGCCAACGCGCUCGGCGUGGAGAACAUCGGUGGAGUGUUUGUAGUUCUGCUGUGUGGCCUGGCAUUGGCUAUUCUGGUCGCCAUACUCGAAUUUUGUUGGAACUCCAAGAAGAACGCACAGACGGACCGGCAGUCGCUGUGCUCGGAGAUGGCGGAGGAGCUGAGGUUCGCGGUGAGGUGCCACGGCUCGCGCCAGAGGCCGGCGCUGCGCCGCUCCUGCACCCGCUGCUCCCCGGGGACCACCUACGUGCCGGCCGCCCUCGAGAUGCCUCACAUCAACGGCGAAACCGGGAUCCUACCAAUGAUCGAGAUGAAGAAAUCCUCUCUCAGCUACGACCCGGACACAUAGCAGAGCGCUGCUGUUCUCUUUGGAGAGCAAGACCAGCCCCGGUCAUCGAGGCAAGCGACAUUCGCAACGCGGACACGUUUCUGUGAUAAAGACUAGUCGGUAGUUCUGGACGGUCGGCGACGCCGGCUGCCGGAAACCAGCCGAGGCGAGGCCGCCUCGCUCACCCUGCGGGUCUCAGCGACACAGUUAGUGAGAGAACGAAAAAAACGAAGUGAAAUGUGCUGGGAACUAGAAAAACGUAUGGUGUGGUAGUGUGUGCAAUGCAAUGUUCUGUGAACACGGAAGUUUAGCGAGUUUAAAUGUUUUAUCACUGUUUCGGGAUGAAUGGACUAUACAAAAUUUGUUAUCUGUCCACGAUAUGAAGACAAAGUGGAAAAUAAGUUUGACACUGAAUAAAAAAAAUGUGUUUCUUAAAUAUGUUUGAUGUAAUUUGAAAACAUUUAUUCAUGAUAAAAAGUAAAAAAAAAAAAUCUUUAGGAAAUAUAAACAUUGGGAACAGACACGCUGUGCAAUUAAUACUCACACGUCAAGACUACUUACUAUCACAAUUCAAAUACAGUACAAUUUUACAUUCACAGUGCUCUUAUUUUGAUUCAUAUACAUACGGCCUAAAUAAAAUAUGUAUUUAUUGUAAAUAUGUUCUAGGUUUGUUACAAAGAGAAUAAAAAUUAAAUGGUCGUUUCAGAAAUUUA
Molecule: messenger RNA, 4066 nt
Organism: Bacillus rossius redtenbacheri
Lineage: Eukaryota; Metazoa; Arthropoda; Insecta; Phasmatodea; Bacillidae
Product: glutamate receptor ionotropic, kainate 2
Exons: 18
Coding region: 348-3374 (1008 amino acids)
Biological process (GO): monoatomic ion transport
Cellular component (GO): postsynaptic density membrane; plasma membrane
Molecular function (GO): ligand-gated monoatomic ion channel activity; signaling receptor activity
Source: RefSeq, a predicted model, not a curated record